CGGACCUAUAAGAUCCAGUUUGCAGUAUGCACACAUGCAGGCUCAUUGGCUGCAGGCAGGUUGACACAGUUUCUCUGCUUCACUGCCUCAUGCAGCUGUAGCGGGUGCUCGGAGCCUGAAGAGCCAGCAGGUGGUACUCUAUUGUCGGCUGUGCUCCGACUGUUGAAUGCGAGCAGCCGGCUGGAUGAGGAGCAGCGAGCUCUGACCACCGGGACGAGGUUGGAAAGAGAAAAGGAGAGAGCGGCUGCUGCUUCUUCUCUGGCCGGAGAUGGACACACACCGGACCGCGGUCGCUUCAGUCACCGAGGUCAGCAGCUAUUCCUCCUCCGGGUUGUGACUCUCCGGGCUCCGCAGAGGUGAUCGGUGGACUCCGGUGGCCGGGACAGGACGGUACGGACACUUUGCCGGCUGCCGCAGGCUGUGUGUGGCGCCUUGCGGUGAAACCUCCCCCCCCGGAGAAUAAAGCAGGAGUAAAUCAUCUGGUAGCUCAGACUGAAAGAAAGAGGAGACCAGGACAGCAACAGCAGCUUCAGCGCGGUAUUAUUGUUAGAUACAACACAGUCUGUCCAAGGGUUUACACCGACAUGGGAAAAGGAGCCUCAGUCACCUUGUAAGAUGUUUCCUCACCACAGAGAAAGGGAGCAGCCGAUCUUCAGCGCCCGGGCCCAUGUUUUCCAGAUCGACCCGACCACCAAGAGGAACUGGAUCCCUGCCAGUAAACAUGCCGUCACCGUGUCCUUCUUCUACGAUGCCAACCGUAACGUCUACCGCAUCAUCAGCGUGGGUGGGACCAAGGCAAUCAUCAACUGCACCGUCACACCCAGCAUGACAUUUACCAAGACGUCCCAGAAGUUUGGUCAGUGGGCGGACAGCAGGGCCAACACGGUGUAUGGUCUUGGUUUUGCUACAGAGCAACAGCUGCAUCAGUUCUCAGAUAAGUUUAAGGAGGUGAAAGAUGCAGCUCGCCUGGCACGAGAAAAGUCGCAGGAUAAAGAACUGGCCAACACAGCGCUUACCAUCGCUGCUCCUCAGUUCUCACAGGACCUCUCGGAUGAACUCCAGUCUCCACCGGUGAUGUGUGUGAACGGACCGGAGGACAAGCUGUUCCGCAGCCAGAGCGCGGACAUCACCCUGUCUUCUGAGAAGGAGCGCAUUAAAAAGAUGCUCUCUGAAGGGUCUAUUUGUGAGAUAAACCUGGAAGCCGAGCUCUUCACUCUGCAGGACAGCAACUCCAAAUUGGUGGCAGCGUUGCAUGAGGCUAAUGCUAAUGUGGAGCAGUGGAAGAAACAGCUGGCAGCGUAUCAGGAGGAGACAGACAGACUCAGAGACCAGGUGGCUGAAUUAGAGGCCCAUGGAGGACAAGGCCCCAGUGACCUGCUGAAGGAUGAGCUGACCCAGUCCCUGGAGGAGCUGGAGGCCCUGCUGAAGGCCAAAGAUGAGGAAAUCCACAUUUUGCAAAGCAAGAAAGCAGAGUACCACGAGAUGGAGCACGAGAGGGAUGAGGCCAUCCACAGAUUACGGGAGACAGAGAUGCGUAAUUCAGAUCUUGAGCGUCGUAUCCAGAACUCAGAGCAGAACCUGAAUAACUCUCUGGAGGAACGGGAUCGCAUGGACUCUGAAAUCCAGAGGGCCAUUGAAAUUCUGGACAUCAAGAUCUUUGACCUUAAUGACCUUCGCCAGAGCCUGGUUAAACUCAUCGACAAAUAAGAGGGAGAAACGGGGGAAAUCCAACCUAAGAGAGAGAUGGAACAGAUGACAGGGUUCAGUUUUGUGGUGGCCAAUGCAGCGGGGGAGUGAACAAAACAAGAUGGAGCUGGUCCCUGUCCUCUACAAGAACAGGAACCACCUCGGCUGCAGGGAGGUUUCUCCGUGUCUGUGUUUGCAGCAGUGGCUGUGCUGUGCUCAACAACAUACUGUAGGUGUUGGCCCUAAGCAGCAGCAUACACAUGGUUUUGCUUGUCCAAUGUAAUGUAACGCUUCAUGUUGCUUUCAAGGGUAACAUUCAAUGCAAUAAACCAACUUUAAGGUAAGUGCUUAACAAUGCUAUUCAUUUACUAUUGAGAAUUGGUGCUUGUAGUUUUUCAUAAGACUUUUGUACACAAACUGGCGAUGCAGUGUCAAAAUGAUAAGAGGCCUUGUUGUUUUUAUUUUUAUUUUUUCAACUGACAGGUGAUACUUAAACAUCUUUACAACAAAAUGAGCCCAUGCAAACUGGGAAAGGGACAGUAUAUUCAGUGAAAAGUGAAUGCAAAUAAAGAAGCGCACAAGACAAAAGUACUUUUAAUAGAUUUGCCUACUUAACAGCCCACAACAUCAUUAUUACUGAAUUGACAGUUAACAAAGUUUGAUUUGCACAGAGAUAAACUUGUGUAUGGUCUUAGUAGUUACCCAUGCAUAAUGUAGCAGCUAUAAAGUGUAAAGUGAAGGACAGAGUGGUUAUAGAUGGUGCUUUUCCACAGGAAUAAGCAAUGACAUACAGUAUAUUCAAGGUCAGUCAAAUAGUAUGCUAAUAGUGUUUAAUAUUCGUUUAAGGCAUGGACACACAACUUAACCUUAAACAUUAGAUCUGAAUAUUGACACCAAAGAUCAAAUGUUACUGAUAACACUGAUAAGGUCUUUCAGCAUCUUGUCCAUUAUUACGUCUUCAUGUAAGCUCGUAAGAAACAUUUAAAUCUAAAGUAAGUUAUAGUGACCUGUAAGUACAUUUUAUUAGCUAAGAUACAUUAAGUAAUUACAUUUAGGAUAAGUAAGUAUUUUCCACAUGAUAUAAAUCAAUAAUGCUACAGUUAUUAAGUAAACACUAGAAAUCAAAGUCGUCACUUAGUAUUACAGAUAAGUUUAACUGUUGUUUGCACUGGCCCAGUCUGAUUAAUCGUCCUGCGCAUCAUCUCUUAACAAACCACUGACUUAGUAACUUAUUUAUGAUAGACGCAUUCAAGGAAAUAUAAGAGACAUUUUCUGCCUUCUGUCAAUUUUCAGCACAUUACCUUUAGCUGUGGACAAUAUGCCAUACGCCUUCACAGUCUUUUGUCGCACAGACUGUAUUGUUCAACAUAGUGUAUAAUACUAUGUUUGUAUUAUUUUUUCAAGCCGUAUUGUUCUAUUUUAAGGAUGGUUGUUGAUAGUCAUGCCAGCUAAAUGUCUCAGCCUUUGAGCUGUUGUCAUGACGGUUUGGAAAUAAAAGCAAAGAAUACAGUCA
Messenger RNA from Siniperca chuatsi (mandarin fish), 3199 nucleotides. RefSeq names its product homer protein homolog 3. The transcript has 11 exons. NCBI's taxonomy places the organism in Eukaryota, Metazoa, Chordata, Actinopteri, Centrarchiformes, Sinipercidae. The record is from RefSeq and is a predicted model, not a curated record. Gene Ontology annotation, molecular function: G protein-coupled glutamate receptor binding. Gene Ontology annotation, cellular component: dendrite; plasma membrane; postsynaptic density. Gene Ontology annotation, biological process: regulation of store-operated calcium entry; G protein-coupled glutamate receptor signaling pathway. The coding region runs from base 616 to 1707 and encodes 363 amino acids.